Molecule: messenger RNA, 4256 nt
Organism: Exophiala oligosperma
Lineage: Eukaryota; Fungi; Ascomycota; Eurotiomycetes; Chaetothyriales; Herpotrichiellaceae
Exons: 1
Coding region: 1-4155 (1384 amino acids)
Biological process (GO): activation of protein kinase activity; mitotic DNA replication checkpoint signaling; mitotic G2 DNA damage checkpoint signaling
Molecular function (GO): anaphase-promoting complex binding
Source: RefSeq, a predicted model, not a curated record
AUGUCUUCACCUCCAGGGUCGCCAUUCUCUAUGGGCUCCCCCAUCAGCCAGACCUCAAACGUCCUGACACCCAGCCGGAAAGUGCAGGCUUUGCUUGCCCAAUUUGAGGACUCUGACUCAGACUCGCCCUCUAUUGAACAUGCGACCUCGCCACGUGCAGCAACGGAACGGGAGAGCGGCAUUGCCUCACCGAGAGGAAACCCUAGCAUACGAGAGGAGGAUACUCGAAAUGAAGCCCCGGACGAGGACGAGGAUGAGGACCUACCCGUGGCUCCACGUUCAAGAAUGGCUGCUCGUUUGCAGGGUCUAAAUCCAGUACAUCUGCCUGGAGAAACGGACUAUGCUACCACAGCUGCAACAGAAACACGUUCAAGUACACCAGAGUCAGACACGGGAGAUAUUGCACCACCUGAAAUGAGAAGAAGGCUUCUCACGAAGCGCAACAGCAGCCCAGUCCACCGUCGUAUAUCUAUAUCACCUUCGACUGCAUCGGCCGCCUCUCUACCAUCUCCUCCUGUUCGUCAUGAGCCUGUGCAGGCGAAUUCUGACUCGGAAGAUGCAGACGACCAAUCCAAUGUUGGCAAAUCUAAAUUUUUGGCUCUAGUUGAAAAGCAUCGCAAGCAGCGCCUUGAAAAGGAAGCCGAAGAGGAGGACAGGCGCAAGACACGGGAAGAAAAGCUCAAAUUUCUUGAGAAGAACAGUCGACGUAUGCGAGGCUCCAGUCCAGCAGAUGACACUGAAGAGGAAAGCGACAAUUCUGGCGUCGAGGGAGCGAAGAAACUUUCAACGCAGACUCGACCAAUGCGUAAAGCAAGCAAGAAAGCAUUGGAGGAGAUGAACAGAGAAACCCAACGCAUGAGCCGAAAUAUGCAGUUGGCCCACCAAGCUCGAACGAAGAAGAAGAUCACAAAGGACAGUCUGCUCGCAAGGUUCAACUUUCCCGUUGCUGGCUCCGCUCCGCGGGUCGGGUCUGAUCGAGACGAUGAUCGUCGGGCGACUGGUAGUUCUAGAGCCGGAUCAGACAACGAAGGUUCAAGCACCCACGAUACCCCGCCAACUAGCCCUGUGCACGAGGAUAUGCAUACAGACAGCUGUGAAAAGACACUCACUGCGGUUGAUACAUCAACAGUGCCCACCUCAACGCUUCCACAUGCCUCGAAUUCUCAGCCCGUUAUUUCGAGACUUGACAAAGGCAAGGGAAGAGCUCCGUCAGAAGAACCCGUGCCAAGACCUCUACUUGUCCAACGUGUAACCGACCAGAUCGACCAGGAGCCAUUGAAAGAAUUCAGUCCAAGCCUUAAGCCAACGAUCAAACCAUUCGGGCAGAAAAAGUCUCUGCUUUCCAUGCCUAAAGCUGACAGCGACGAGUCAGACUCGGACCUAGAGGUUAUUACAUCUAAAGGUGACAUGAGGAAGUAUGCUGCAUUCGAACAACUUCCAAAGCGGAAAGCGAAAGAGGCCCCUUCUCACCUUGCUCUCCGAUCACUAGCACAUAUGAUCGGUGGAGAGGAGCGGAAGCGCACUAUGAAUGCAGCAGAAAUGGAAGCAUCUUUGCGCAGAGCUGCCCGUCUACAAGCCCGACGGGAACGAGAGCAGAAGAUUGAAGAGCUCAGGGCGAAAGGUGUGAUGAUCCAGACCUCUGAAGAACGUGAACGAGAGCAACAAGAUGUUGAGGACUUGAUUGAGAAGGCUCGCCAGGAAGCGGUCGAAAUCCAGAAGCGAGAGAAGGCUCUUGCAAAGAAGGAGGGAAAUUAUGUCAAGGAGGCCUUCGACGACGAUGAUAGCGACGAUGAUGAAGACUUCGAAGUUGACGACGGAGGAAACGCUAGUCAAGAUUCCGACGAAGACGAAGACGAAGACGAAGAUGGAGAUGAAGAGGACACGCAUGAAAACGGCAAUGAGAACCUGUUGGAUGAUGAAGCUAGCGAGGAAGAUCCAGAGGAUGAAGAACAAGCUAGCGAUGAAGACCCCGGAACAGAGGAUAUGGCGGAAGCCCAGGAGGUCGCAGUCACUUCUUCGAGAACGAAACGACAGACUCGAGUACUGAGUGAUGAUGAAGAGGACGACGACAAUGCCCACUCGCCCGAACUGCCAGCUGUCGCCAAAACACCUCAAUCCGUCAUGCGAUCAGCAAGGAAACAGAUUCCCGGCUUACAAAUGUCUGAUGAUCUGCCGAUGGGUUUGACCCAAGCUUUUGCGGCUACGAUGGCGGACUCUCAAACCCAGGACGUGAACGAAGAACAAGAUAGUCUACGCAUGACUAUGGACCUCCCAUCGCCCCACAUUGCAAUGGCUCCAAGAGUGCAACGCCUUGACUCAAUCGAUGUCAUCACGGACAGCCAACCGGCGACCCAGACCCAGCCUCUUAACGUGAACCUCUCCUUCUCCGAGUCACAAAAGGUACCUCAAUCUCCAAUGAGUGCAGUCGGGACACAUGGACUGCAAUAUACCCCUUCUCAGCCUCAAUUCGAGCCAACCCAAGAUGGAGGGUUCAUGUUGAGUCCGUUUGCUGGUAAUCGAUUUGCCCUCGAAACCCCUCAGGACGUUGGACCAACUUCGACGGUUGAUACUGUGAUCCUUCCUCACGAUCUCCAAGACAGCCCCAUUGUUCAAAGGACAACGAGACUACGACGAGGUCGUGCACAGCCCGAUGACAGCGAUGACGACGAUGUCGAGGCAGGCGUGUCUGCCUUUGAACUCAUGCAUCGUGCUGCCAAGAAGAAGGGACAUCAGAACUUUGACAAGAACAAGUCAAAAGCACGUGAAAUCAUCGAUGAAGCCGCAGAAGAAUCAGAGGAUGAAUACGCCGGUCUGGGUGGAGCAAGCGAUGAAGACGCCAACGAGGAAGAGAAUGAGGAUGACCGCGCCAUGAUCGACGAAGAUACUCAGGUCGGGGUCGGUGACGAAGCGAAAUUGGCCAAGCUCUUUGCAGAUAGAGAGCGUCAACAAGACGAAGCUGCCGUGUCCAAAUUGAUGAAGGAUAUUACAACAGGCGCGCUGCGACGAAAACGUGGCAACGACGACCUCGACCUCUCGGAUGAGGAAGAUGCGGUGAACAGACGACGCGAAGCCAAGAGAAGGGAAUCCGCCAGGAUGCGCCGGGAACUUCUGAAAGACGAGGCGGUGGGUAAGAUUGCCGAGGACAAGAAGAAGGAAGCUUUCCUCCGAAGUAUCGAGGAUCGUGAUGUGAGCGACGGAGAAGAUAGUUUUGACCUCCCACAGACCCAGCCCGAAGAGGAAUCACAGGAGAACGCGGCCGAAUCCGGAGAGCAAGGAACGACCCAGACAGCAGCACAAAUCACGGAUGGCUCUCAUGAUCAACCACUCGAGCAGGCCAAAGAAUCUCGACUCAACCAAAUCAAGCGCCGCGGCGGCGGCGGCGGGCGUGCACCUGUACCUCUUGGUCGAAGACCAGCCACAUUGGCUGAAAUCCGAGAAUCGGUGUCGUUCUUGAUCGAAGAGCCCGACUCGCAAGCGGCCACAAUCGAUCUUGGCCUUUCGGAUUCUGAAGACGAGCCAGAAGCGUACGUCAACUUGGACCGUCACUUCCAGGAAGCCGAAGCCGAUGAGAAUGCCGAGGAUGGUGACGAUUUGGGUGACUUUGUCGUCGACGAUGACGGUCGGGCCGGAGAAGACGAAGACGCCGACGCCGACGGCGGCUCUUCUUUUAAGAAACCAGGCAUCCCUUAUAGUGAGACUAGGGCUCCGUAUUCGGAACGACGGACAAAGGAGAGGAGGACCAACGUGGUCAAUCGGCUGAGCAUGCUUCGUCAGGCAUCGUCUUCUUCGUCGAGUUCGAGUGGUACGACGAAGAUGGCGUUUUACACGUCGACGACGACGAGUGUGUCUUUCGGCAAGGUUCCGAGUCUCUUGCGUCGAGCCACGACGAAUUCCAGCCUGGGGAGUAUGGCUGAAGGGGCGUCGGCGACCGGGGUCACCCUGCAAAAACCCGAACGUGGCAAGGCGAACGAGGAAAGGGAGUUUGUCAGAAAGGCCGGUGGCGGGCGGAGAAACGCGGUCAACUACAGACCUACGGUGAAGGAGGAGAAGAUGAGCCAGAGGGCCGGCAUCGUCAAGAAGACGGCUGUCAUGAAGAGUAAGAAGGGUGGUGAUGGGUUUUUGGGUGGGCUGUUUAGACAGGAUAGUUGGGCAUGAUGCCCGACUUGCCUGCGGAAUCAACGAGUAUGAUUAUUAUACCUGAACAGAACAUAUCUACAUGGAGUGCUUGGUGUUGAUUCACCGCUGGCGAUCCCCCC